ACGUCCAGUAAGUACUGAGUUACUGACCUUUGUAUUAUAAUUAGUAACCCUAGAUUUUCUUUUUGACUCCAUUAACAAGCUGCUGCUAUACAUAACAACACCCACUCUCCACUACAAACCCUAAGAAAAGGCUCUCUACUUGUUCAAGAUCUUGUGUUUGAGAAUCAUCAAAUCACCAUGAGCCUGGAAGCAGCUGAUAAGGCGUCCAUGGACAUGGUUCCACCAUCUGAACAUCUUUGCUACGUCCGCUGCAAUUUCUGCAACACUGUUCUUGCUGUUGGGAUUCCAUGCAAAAGAUUGCUGGACUCUGUGACAGUGAAAUGUGGUCAUUGUAGUAACAUAUCAUUUCUCACUAGUCGACCUCCACUUCAAGGCCAGUGUCUUGACCAUCACCAAUUCAUUCCUCAGGAGAAACAGGGAUUUUGCAGUAACACAUCCAGUGAACCAUUGUCACCAAAAGCACCCUUUGUAGUAAAACCUCCUGAGAAGAAACACAGGCUUCCCUCUGCUUACAAUCGAUUCAUGAAGGAGGAGAUACAGCGGAUCAAAGCAGCCAACCCUGAGAUACCACAUAGAGAAGCUUUUAGCACUGCUGCCAAAAAUUGGGCUAGGUAUAUUCCAAAUUCACCAGCUGGAUCAGUUCCAAGAACCAGUACUUCUAAUGGAUUUGAUUUUGCCGGAAUGAAGUAAUGGAUGCAACUGCAGUACUGCAGGCACUGCUGCGAACGUUGGUUUGAUUUGGAGAGCAUGCACUCGAGCUGAGCUUGAUUAAUUAGUUUGUUUUAUGUGUCAAAUCUUUCAUUUUCUAUGUCCACGUUAAUUUUCUUGAUGAACUAGAGCUGCAUGUACUAGACUUCUUAACUCAUGGUGCGUACUUUGAAUGAGAAUGCGUAGUUUAUGUA
This is a messenger RNA of Tripterygium wilfordii, 902 nucleotides long. Its product is annotated as protein DROOPING LEAF-like. Gene Ontology annotation, cellular component: nucleus. Lineage: Eukaryota; Viridiplantae; Streptophyta; Magnoliopsida; Celastrales; Celastraceae. The record is from RefSeq and is a predicted model, not a curated record. Gene Ontology annotation, biological process: floral meristem determinacy; leaf development; multicellular organism development. The transcript has 7 exons. Bases 178 to 690 code for a protein of 170 amino acids.